Messenger RNA from Dichomitus squalens LYAD-421 SS1, 954 nucleotides. RefSeq lists its product as uncharacterized. The transcript is spliced from 2 exons. Lineage: Eukaryota; Fungi; Basidiomycota; Agaricomycetes; Polyporales; Polyporaceae. The coding region runs from base 1 to 954 and encodes 317 amino acids. The record is from RefSeq and is a predicted model, not a curated record.
AUGUCCUUCCGAUACACCCUUAGCAGUCCCAGUACGCUUCGGCUUUGUGUAAUCUGCGGGCUGUCUCCUAGCGAUGGGAUCAAACUCAUGAAGUGCAACGGGUGCGUCGACCCUCCAACAUACUGCAGUAAGGAGUGCCAGAAAGCCCAUUGGCCGACGCACAAAGCCUCCUGCCAAUACAUCAGCAACAAGCGGAUGCUUGCGAACAGACCUUGUUCUCUACCUGAUGAGUUACACGGCUUCGCCACCCUCCAGGACCUGACGCAGGCUUUCAGCGACUACCUCUCCGCACACGAAUGGGCGCUCGAGACUGUGACCAAGAUCUCUACUCUCCUUCGAUUCAAAUUCGGUCGCCGUGAGCAGCCCGACAACGCCGUCCUCCGCUUCAGAUUCUCCCGUUCCUCCCCUGCGGGCAACCCUAAUGGCAACCCCGCAUGCACAUUCACGUUCCUCCGCACCGAAUGGCUCGACGAAACCGAUCCGCGAAAGAUUGACAUCCUCACCGCCUCCCGCGCGAACGGCCUCGCGCAGUUCAGGCGGUCUUGCCCCCCCAUCGUCCGUUCCCCCGAUGGUGCCGUCCUCGCUCUGUUCACGCUGGACGGGAGCGUUCACAACUCGCUCCAGUCAUUCCCGUGGUACCGUCCCGAUCCGGGAGGGAUCGCUUCGCUAGGCAGUCAUCUCGACCUUCCCCUCGAAGAGCUUACGAAAAUCUGUCUUCGCAGCCUCAACACGGAGCUACCAUUCCGCGCCCCAUCCGAAGGCGUCGGUCAGUUACAACUCCCGGUCCCUGGACGCUACAAGCGCAUCCGCAAGCAAUGGGUUUGGGAGCCGCUGUUCACAGACUGGGUCGACUACAUCGAAGGGCGCACGCAGUGCAGUCCCUUGGUUGUACUGGAAGGAUUGACGAUGAAGCCACCUCCACAAGACUUGAUGUUGUUGUAUUAUAACAUCUGA